GAAAAAUGUGUGUGCGCGAGUGUCUGCGAAACAACGGUAUCAGACAGCGCGUGUGACCGGGAACGACAACCGAGAGAGAGAGAGAGAGAGAGAGAGAGAGAGAGAGAGAGAGAGAGUAAAGAAAAGGCGUUUCCAUCAACGAACCGGCAAAACUGUGUAUCCAGACAACCGGGCGGACGGAUAGAACUUGCCUGGAACAAAAACAAACCACUUAUCCACACUAGCCAAUAGAAUUUCGCCAUAACAAUUGCUUUUGUAAUCGCUUUUAUAUGUUUAUAAAAUAAAAUCCAUCACUAGACGGCGUCCCAGAGCUGACAACAUCCUAAACCAACUAGCCUACAUUCCGGAUAGAGGAGCUGACUGAAGAAGCCGAUUUUGCAGCGAGAUUGUGCGUCAAUCGAAUACAAAUCACAUUUUGAUAACUGGUAGAGAAGUGAACACUAUCUCACCCACAGAACAGGGCAUCUCUCUUCGCGGACUCAUAGCCUACACAAAGCCCGGGACCAUGUCGGAGUACAGUUCUUUGCUCAGUGACCUGUCUGAGAACAUCACCAACGAGGACUUGGACCAACUCAAGUCAGCCUGCAAGGAGGACAUCACAGAGGACCAGAGCAACACAAUCACCUCCUCCAAGGAGUGGUUCAACUACCUGGAGAAAAACGAAAAGCUGGCACAGGACAACCUGUCGUACAUCGAGCACAUCUUUGAGAUCUCACGACGACCAGACCUGCUGACCCGGGUCAUUGAGUAUCGCACCACCGUACUCAAGAUCUCUGAGGACGACGAGAUCGACACCAAGCUCACACGCAUCCCCUCUGCCAAGAAAUACAAAGAUAUCAUUCGCCAACCCUCUGAAGACGAGAUCAUCAAGUUGGCCCCUCCCCCUAAAAAAGUGUGAGGUCAUCACCCCUGAUCUUUGCACUUUGACCCCUGGCACUCCAACCAUCUCGACCCCCCCCCCUCCCCACCCCCGUUCCACUAACAGACACCACAUGACACAGAGACUAGCAGCCCCUCUCCAAUUAACCAAUCAGAUCGCCACGAUGCUUCGCUGCCACGUCUGCCGCGAUCGCCUCUUCCCUGACUGAAGGAGGAGGAGAAGACGAGCUCAAGAUGAGAGAAAGAUGGAGAGAACAAAAAA
Molecule: messenger RNA, 1141 nt
Organism: Oncorhynchus mykiss (rainbow trout)
Lineage: Eukaryota; Metazoa; Chordata; Actinopteri; Salmoniformes; Salmonidae
Gene: pea15
Product: proliferation and apoptosis adaptor protein 15
Biological process (GO): MAPK cascade; regulation of apoptotic process
Molecular function (GO): protein binding
Source: RefSeq, a predicted model, not a curated record